Molecule: messenger RNA, 6214 nt
Organism: Verruconis gallopava
Lineage: Eukaryota; Fungi; Ascomycota; Dothideomycetes; Venturiales; Sympoventuriaceae
Exons: 2
Coding region: 20-6106 (2028 amino acids)
Biological process (GO): transcription initiation at RNA polymerase III promoter; 5S class rRNA transcription by RNA polymerase III
Cellular component (GO): transcription factor TFIIIC complex
Molecular function (GO): DNA binding
Source: RefSeq, a predicted model, not a curated record
AGGCAGGCUGCGAACGACGAUGGCGAAAGGCUUCGAUGAGCUGCUUGACUUUUUGCUCGAUGAGGUUGCGUUGCACUUCGGAGACGGUGCGACAUUGGACGACUUCAAGCGCUGCGUGACUGAAUUCUACGACGAGCCAGAAGGCCGGAAGGCUGCCGAAGAGGCACAGAUCGACAGCAGGCUCCUCUCCACCGUCGACCAUGAACUGCAGGAGAGAGCGUGGGCCUGGCUGCUCCUCCAUCCCGACAUUUGGGUUGGCACGCCAGCCGGCGACGAUGGAUCGCCCCCCCGUAUCUUGGUCUCCGCCGAGCAGGAUGCGUCCGUUCUGUCCUUGGUGGACGCUGAAUCGGCCGACAUGACGGCCCGUGACGAGUCUGAACGUAUUCGCAUCUGGACGAGUCACGAGAGAGUCUGGCAGACCGUUGCCGGUCAUGGGGUCGACUUCAAGCGCAUCCCCGGUGAAGAAUUCAGGCUCCUGUGUCUCAUCGCGGCCGCGCGCGAGAAGGGAAUCGCGCAGCCCACGCUCGUCAAGUUGUCCAAGCAGGACAAGAAGUCCGUGCCGGGAAGAACAGACAAUCUCAGCAAGGCUGGGUACAUUCGGAAGACGAAGAUCCUUGCCGAGAAGCACAACACGUCUUUGCUCGUUCACAGGCGCUUCUUGCCGCCUGAAGAACUGGACGCGGAAUCACGGCCCGUCUUCGUCAACGGGUCGCUGUCGUUCGACAACUUGCUUAGCGUGCUGAAGGAGAAGCUCAAAAACGGCACGGAAAUGAGGAUGGAAGACUUCGAGGCCUUCGUCGGAUGUGCAGCGAGAUCGUGGGAGAAGCGCGCCUUAUGGAGGGCCCUCGAGCGGUUGGACAUCAUCGGAGUCAUCCAACGCUAUCGAAAAGAUGAACUUGGCAAGAACAAGAGGGGAAAUAUGCGGAAUUUCAAGACAAAGUACAUCAAGUUACUUCGCGAGCCAAAUGAUGCGGACUACAAGAGAUACACGUCGCUCACUGUGAAGGACCGGGAAGACUUUCGACGACGGCUUGAAGCUCAGGAUGCCGAGACGCAGGGUGAACAUGCAGAGUACAUGGAUGAUGAAGAUUAUGCUGCGUAUCAACCACAAGCGAACUCGACACCGCAGGUUGGCCAAGAAGAAGCACCAAUCAUCCACAUCAUGCAUUGGGACUCCGACGUCGCCUGGACAAAUACCGUCUACAACGCAGUAGCAUCCGCGGGCGGCAAAGGACUGUCGUCUAUGGCCUCCCGUGAGUCCACGUACGGCCGAUUCUACGACAGACCCGUGGAGCAGAUGCUGGCUCGACUCACAGAUGUCUGGCAGAAAGCUCAGCCCGAUCAUCUCAGGCACUUCAACAUAAUUCGCGACACAGACACCAAGGGCCGAUCGACCAAUUACCUUUAUCGCACCCACGACGCUUUUCAAGAAGCCGUUGACCAGGGCAUCACCGUCUGGGAGAACGCGACUGGCGGAAAACCCUAUCAGAAACCGGUGGCUCAACUUGACAGAUUUGGCUUCAGCAAACUUGAUCAUUCACAGUUUCUAAAACAUGGGGCGUCAACUUUGGCGGAGUGCAUCGCAAACGCAAAGCUUCCGUAUGAGCGACUCCAGAGAUCUGAUCCCAUUCUAGAAAAGAAUGACGACGGCGUCUACCGCGUAGUGUGGAACCAUGAUCAGGCUUCUAAACGACGAAAAGAGAUGGAUGCUAUCGUAACUCAGGACGUCGACAGUUCGUCCCUUGCUCCCAAGAAGAAACGUGGACGACCUAGGACGAAGGGAGUGGUCAAUACAGAAUCAGCAGAUGGCGUGGCCAUCAUCCAGAACCCUCCGGCAGCAGCACUACAGACUCCCGCAUUGACGAACUCAUCGGAGGAGCGGCUACGAAUCGAAGCAGAAGAACAGGCAUUCCAUGAGGCACACAAGAAACAAAAGAUCUUUCCAGUCACGUCUGCAAAUGGCAAGCAGAUUAUGACGACAUGGAAGCCUGGCAAAGGUCGUUCAAAAAUGAUAUUGGUUGACGACGUGGACUCAAAGGGCACUGUUGAUCUACCAAAGCCAGCGCCAGGCCAUAGAAAGCCGCCCGUCGUUGUUUUCGAGUCCCGGGUCCGGGAAAUUCUCGAGAGUUUGAAGGCGGAGCGGAAUUUCAAUGUCGAUGCUCUCGACGAUCAGAAUCGACCCGCUACGAUGAAGUCUCCGCGUCUCAAGCAUUUGUCUCCGUCUCGAUCUUCUGAUGACGGAGCUGGUGCUCGACGAGAAGGCAACGGAGAUGUUCCCCGGUCUGACGGGGCUCCAAUUUCGCCCGUUGCUGAAUCUGAUGCUCCUCCUGUGGUUCAAGGGCCAACACAUGGCCAGGUUCCACCGAUUGCAAAGGCCGUUGAAGUGCGAGCAGAUUCCCAGACGCCCUCAAUCAGAAGAGCUUCUUCAACCUUGGUCAGAUCUCCUGGAAAAGGCCCAACGUCACCAUCACUCCGAUCGCCAUCGACUCAAUAUGUGGCGAGAACGAGCCAGACGUUUGAGACAGCAGAAUCGGUCGAAAAUACUGAAAAUCAACCCACGGAAGGGGCGGAGAAAGAGACAAGGAAUGAAACGCCUCGUAAGGAUUGGGCUCAACGUCAGUCGACUUAUAUCCGCCCACCCCCACCUGGAGGGACGGUGCCUAAUCGUAGGAAAAAAGGGACAGUCGUUGGCCGUGGCACGGCUCAGUACAAGCGGAUUAUCCUCAUUGAGAAGAUUAUCGAAAAGUCAGGUGGUAUCUUUCCCGGCGAUAGCGAGAUGGUGCCGGCUUUCCAGAAGCUGCAGAAGGAGGAACUGAAAUCGGAGACAAUCAGUGAUCGCGACACGAUCAUGAAAGCCGUGAAAGCAUUGGUCGACGAUGGGAAACUUAUGCGCUUUGCAUUCUUUUUCAAAGACAAGAAUGGCAAACAAGUCCAGAAGUGGAUCCUGCACCAGCCUCAUAUCGGGAUUGACAGUGACGGCAUCAAAGAGUUGAUGGCGAAAAUUGAGGAAGCACAUCCGAGAAAUUUUAUUCCACUUCCAUAUGGCGAUGGCGAGACUGGUCGUGGCGAGCAAAGGAAAAACAUCGAUCGUUUCCAGUACCGCCCGGGGAAGAGCAUUAUACGACCGUCUGGCACGGAGUUUGUUGUCGACGUUGAGGCUAAGCGCAAAGAGCUUGAAACAAAACGUCUUGCCGCCGCAGAAGCAAUUCGUGCAGAGGAGCAGAGACGGUUGAAAGCACAAGCGGCGAGAAACAGAAAGAGACAAGCUGCACUUGCUGCGAAGCCGAGGGUCAGCAGAGCGGUCUUGAAGAGAACAGCCCAACCUGAUCCGCACGUCCUCGAGCAGAUGGAAGAGGACGAUCCGGACACGGUCAUGCAAUCUGUUGAGACUGAUCGAACUUUCGCUACGGGUAAUCGACAAGGCCGAGCUUCAUUCCCGGACACACAACCUGCACCAGCCUCUGAAUUUCAUUUUGCAGCUCGUAGACUUCCAAACUCGUUUCUCUCGGACGCAAUAUCGCCAGAUGCCCUUGAAGCACAGUCAAACAAGCGAGUCCAGCGAAAGGCAGAACAUGGACCGACAUCUUCACAGCGUGGGUUUGAAGCCAUUGCUCGUGCGCCACCACGAACCCGUCAAUACUACACGAAUACAAAAGUUCCCUCUCGUGAUGGCUGGGUCUUCAAAGAGCCUCAAGGCCUGCAGACUUAUGAUCCAUACUACGAGCUGCAGAACACUUGGACGUUGCUACGGCCUCGGCAACGUUUUCAUCCAAACACAGGCACGUUUUCAACAGAUUUUUUCGUGCGAGUCGAUGUCCACCAAGCAAACUGGGUUGAGCCAACUCGAGUUACAUUUGAGCACCACACGACCACUGAUCAGAACGACAUCGAGUGGUACAAUCAAGUUGAUGACUACGAUAACUCUUAUCACCCCGAGAGAAAAGUGCGAAGAGCUGGACCGGGAUCUCUUUCAAGGAAAGCGAAAGAUUUUGCAAACGAACUUGCCGAGACGGACAUGGAUAUCGAUCGUUUUGAGAGAUAUCAACUUAGAAUGAUGAAAGAAGAGUAUCCGGAUUUGGUCCAUGAGCCGGUGGAAGAUGGCUUCGCCAGGUACUCCGUAGGCGGGUUCCACGAGAUCGCAAAGGAAGCAUACCACUACGGCAUUCGUCCGAUGGAGCACGUUGUGCUUCAUGGCGUGGAUCCUGAGGACUUUGUUGGAGUGCAAUUCGACGAGCACUACCGACGACCGAAUUUCUCUUCAAUUGUUCAGGAUGAACUCGACGCCACCACAUCAGCAGAAGAAGACGAAGAUGAAGAUGAUGAUGACGAGUAUGGAGAUGAGGCUGAGAACCAAGUCCAGAUAAGGCCCCAACCAUCAUCAAAAACAAGACCGAAAGCCGCACCUCGUCCUCCCCGCACUCCACGACAAGCAAAGAGCAGGCGUCAGUCGGCGGCGGAGUCAGCUGGACCAGAAGAAGAAAGCUCUGUGUCACAGCCAGCCCUGAAAGAAAGGAGAUCUAUCUAUCAGAGUGGCAAAUGCUACAUGUCGUCUGCAGAUUCGAGACGUCUGUUCUUCGCUUGCAUUGCUGUGCGCGUUCUCAGUGGAGACCUCGAUGGCACAGUCAGCUGGACUACGAUCCAGACCAUAUUCGCCGGUCAUCCAAACUUUGAUGCACCAACCUUCAAAGCUCGCUGGGGUCGCAUGUGUCACGGUUUCCAAGAUGUCAUAGAUCGAGUCCAGCGCCAAUUUCAAGAUGCAUUUCUAGCGGCCUACGAGAAAGGACAAUUACCUAAGUUGGAUGUUAUGCACGGUGCCAAGCUGUACUACAAAAGCCCGGCGGACUGGAAUCGAGUGAUCGAUUGGGCGGUCAAAACCAUUCCAGUCUUCUCCGAGGAUGUCGAGCUGCCGUCGACUCGUGAUGCCCUCAACGAAGCUUUUGAGAUCAAAUCUGCGCCGAGUGAGCUGCAAGACAUUCGGGAGAAGCUUGAACAUAUUCAUACCACACAUGCGAAACGUGACGAGAUCACCCACAGGAUGUCGUUUGCAACAACGCUUACGCUGAGAAAGAAGCAUGACGCAAACAAGGAUAUCGAUGUAGCGAAGUCAUGGAUCCGUGCCAACUGCGCAACACCCGACGACGGAUACGACGCUGAAGCUGCAAAUGCCAAGUUGAAGAAGCUAGACCAACACAUGCUUACGGCAUUGACGCGACAGAUGCACAUGGAAAAGGUCAUUGCACACUCUUUCAAGAUGAGAAACAAAGAUGCGGUGCGGAACUAUCAUCUUUCAGAUCAAUACAGGCAGGUUAUUGAUCGUCGACCACUCGACGCAAAGAACUUUGCUGAAGCACUGGCCUUCAAGGCACGACUCGACAAGAAAUUUGCGUCUUCAAAUCCUCGCUUCCUUUUGGACUACAACAGUCUAUCCGAGGGACAGGUCAUGGCAAUCACCGAGAUGAUGGCUGCUGGCCGUGUGUCGGUGAAACCUGUCUUGCCGCCCGUCGACUCCACCAUUGGAGCACCUUGGCCUAGACUAACCGUCUGGGGUUUCAAUGAAGGCCAGUACAAGCUGAGGACCAUGGAUCGUAAAAUCUUUGUCUGGCAGAUUGAGAUCGUUCCAACAAAGGACUACAUUUCUGGUUUGCCUCUUGCCGCGAAGUUGGCCAGCAUCGAGCCUCCGAGGACCGGACUUGUGGAUGGAUCUGGUAAUGAAGCCAUACCGUUGUGGUACGAUAUACAUGGAAAUCUCAUCCCCAUUUACUGGGAAGGCAUGGUACGGUCUGUCACCCAACAUAUUGCUAUGAAGGCAGGCUCCACGCUUGCUACCCUCACGGCUCCGUAUCGCGGUCUAGUCUGGGAGUGGGAGGUCAAGAUGCUAAUAGAUUGGCUUGUCGAAGCCGGUGCCGCCAAAUACGGAGAAGGUAGCACUGUUUACGCUCAGGAGUGGUGGUGGACUGCAGUACCGACACAGACACACGGUGGAGAUAGUGAGUUUGAAAACGGUGCGGCUGAGAAGGACGUAGCACCGCCAAUUGCUACGCCUGCUCCCAAGAAAAGGAGAGUGCGGGGUGGAAAGGGUAAAGCUGCUGGAAGGGGUGACAUAUAACUUGAUGUCUGUACAAUGAUCUAAUUGAAUUGGUAUUAAUCAUGCAUGGACGGGCGUUUUUUUAUCUUAACGUGGUGGCAUUGUGGAUUAUAUAGUUUAAUGAUACCC